Molecule: messenger RNA, 522 nt
Organism: Camellia sinensis
Lineage: Eukaryota; Viridiplantae; Streptophyta; Magnoliopsida; Ericales; Theaceae
Source: RefSeq, a predicted model, not a curated record
UCUCUCUCUUCUAGACAACACUUUUACACCAUACAUACCGAUCUCUCUCUACUUGUGAUUUGCAUCUACUAAAUUCUAGAACGAUCUUCAAGAAACAAGAAGACAUGAGUUCAACUAGCAGAGCUUGGGUUGCGGCAGCGAGCGUAGGAGCUGUGGAGGCUUUGAAAGAUCAGGGGAUCUGUAGGUGGAACUACACCAUCAGAUCAAUUCACCACCACGCCAAGACAAAUCUCAGAUCCUUCUCUCAGGGAAAUAAGCUUUCUUCAUCGUCUUCGGCCAAGGUUGCGAGCACGGCGAUGAGGGAAGACAGGGCCAAGAAGCAGCAAUCGGAGGAGUCUCUCAGAAAAGUCAUGUGCUUGAGCUGUUGGGGUCCCAACUGAUCAUCUAACCCCCUACAACGAACUCAGCUCACAAAUUAUUUUGAAUUUUGAUUCAGAUCUGAAUGUAGCAAAACAGAUGCUCAAAUGUAAAUAUACUUGACAGAUGUUUUUGAUCUAUUGGACCAUCUUCAAUUCUUGUCAA